Mesorhabditis belari is the source of this 1713-nucleotide messenger RNA. Lineage: Eukaryota; Metazoa; Nematoda; Chromadorea; Rhabditida; Rhabditidae. The record is from the annotation of a GenBank genome assembly.
AUGAAAGAACAAGAAAAUGAGACCAAAUCAGAGAGUGGAAGCCCGAAAAGACCGGUAAAACUAAAGUUGAAACUCCCUUCACGACAAUCGACCUUACACAAAAACGAACAUAUCGACAAGGAUAACAUUUUCCCGCAACAAAUCCUUCGGUACCCGCCAUUCGAGGUGCGAUUCGUUGGAGAGGGUCUCUUACAAGCUUACAACAGGGAUAGGCUUGACUUUUUGCAGGCAUCAAAUAGUGAACAGUUGGAGAACGCGCGUCUCCUUUGCUCGUUUCCCCUCAAAAAUGAGUUCGAUGAUAAAAAGAGCCGUGUCACUUCUCAAACUUUUCUCGAGCUUUCCGCUCUGUCAGCGACGGGGUUUUUCGAUGGAAGUGAGAUCAAUCAUCGAUCAUAUUUGAUACGCGGUGAUGCAGAAAGAAGUCCGGUACUUGAUGCGAUGAUAAAUCCGGUGGAAACCUGUUGGGUGGUGGUGACGAGAUAUCGGCCUCUAAAAGACGAUAUCGUCAUCUCUGCCUAUGAUUUGGCGUCACAAAAUGAGGAAACGCAAGAAACGAAGCUUCUCUUCUCAGUUGUGACAAAAGAAAAACACGUUGGAACAACUUGGUUUUAUGACAAUCCGGACAUGCUCCUAUUGGUGACAUCAAGAACGAUUCGGCUCUUUGAGAUCAGUGCUUCGUCGACACCGAUUGGGAUUCUGUAUGUCGUGAAUUGCGAGUUGAAAGCGAUUUGUGCAAAUCUUCAUCGUCCAACAGCGUUCGCUUGUCUCACCACCGAUUCGGUGCUGAUUUUCGAUCGAAGGCUUCUCUGGUGUCCCAUAUCAAUUGUCAAUAUUAGUCCACAAUGCCAACACCCAUUGAGCACGUCGUUCCGAAUCCGUUUCAAUCCGAUGCGAGCCGAUGAGCUGGUCGUCUAUGUUGAAGGAGCCGAAGCAAUGGCUCGCGUCUUUAUCUCAUCACCCGGAGAUCUUCACUUUUUGACAAAAUCGCCUCAUCGCUUACGCACUGGAGGCAGUUACGUUGAGCUAUCAACUUUGGGUUUGAGUGAGUCGAAUGUCACUCAAGAAAUCAUUGAGAGGAGGACAAGUUUCGAUGAUGAAAAAGAGACGGCUUUCUGUUGGGGGAAGCAAGAGCCAGCGAAUAAAUUAAGUGGAACAAAGCGAUUGGAAAGACAAUUAUCGCCACCACUUUCUCGAUCUUUGGACUGUCCUCAUCCACUUGAAGUGAUUGAAGAGAUGCCAGCAUUGAGGCGACGCUUCUCUUGUCCGGAUCUCUAUCUGCAACAAGUAAAAGAACUCUCUUUGGAACCCCCAGUUAGCCCAUUCUAUGCUCACAAUCGAACGCCCACCCCGGCUAGUACAAGUGAUGACCCGUGGAGACAUCGAAAAUAUCAACUUUUCAAUGCACCAAAAUCUCAUUGUAUCGAAAUGAUGAAAGAUAUCGAGGAGCGAGUGAGAGAAAAAUAUGCACAUGAAGACGAUGAAGAAUUUGAAGGAAAUGAACGAGAAGACGGAAUUUUGAUCAAACGGAAAAGGAGCUAUUGGAAGCUGGGAAAGGAAAUAAGACAGAAAACCAGCUUGAUGUGCCGUCAAAUCGAGGAGCGUCUCGUUCAUUGCCCGGCUCGUCGGCUCUUGAUCGGGACACCUCAUCACUACUUGAUGAUGAGGAUGAUUUCGAUGAGAAACGAAGGAGAACCGAUUCGGUUUAUCGACGAA